This is a messenger RNA of Anopheles nili, 1442 nucleotides long. It is a transcript of the gene Dh31-R, whose product is annotated as calcitonin gene-related peptide type 1 receptor. Gene Ontology annotation, biological process: cell surface receptor signaling pathway; adenylate cyclase-modulating G protein-coupled receptor signaling pathway. Gene Ontology annotation, cellular component: plasma membrane. The record is from RefSeq and is a predicted model, not a curated record. The transcript is spliced from 10 exons. Gene Ontology annotation, molecular function: G protein-coupled peptide receptor activity. Lineage: Eukaryota; Metazoa; Arthropoda; Insecta; Diptera; Culicidae. The coding region runs from base 195 to 1442 and encodes 415 amino acids.
UACGUACAAAGUAAACAGUAAAUUAGUGUAAAGUGUAGUGAUAGUUCCCUCCCAAUUCGAUUAAGCACAUUUCGAGGCAAAAAGCAAGCGUCACCUUUCGUAGUUGAACAAAAAAUAGUUAGCCAAGGAAGCGGAAACGAAAGAGACAAGUCUCGUUCAUUCGCAGAAGUAGCAGCAGUAGCAGCAGUAGCAGCAUGGCCCUCAGUACGACGACCGAUGCGUCGGUGGAUGUCAUCGCACAAAAACGGCUCGAGUGUCUGGAGACGCUCAAUGAAACCGCCGAUACGACGAUAUCGGGACUCUUCUGCCCCGGGACAUGGGACGGAUGGCUGUGUUGGCCGGACACGGCUGCGGGCACCUCGGCGUACGCGCUUUGCCCCGCGUUCAUAUCAGGUUUCGAUCCAACGAGAUUCGCGCACAAGGCGUGCGAAGAGAACGGUGAGUGGUUCCGGCAUCCGCAUACGAACAAGAGCUGGUCGAACUACACAACCUGCAUCAACCUAGACGACUACGAGUGGCGAAGGCAGGUGAACCUAAUAUACGAAACCGGAUACGCCAUCUCGCUGAUAGCCAUUCUGCUGUCGCUCGCUAUUUUAAGCUACUUUAGGUCGUUGAAGUGCGCACGGAUAACGCUACACAUGAACCUGUUUGCAUCGUUCGCCUGCAACAACUGCCUGUGGCUGUUGUGGUACCGGCUCGUCCUGACCGAUCUCGAUGUCCUGCAACAGAGCGGUGCUGGCUGCAUCACGCUGCACCUGGUGUUGCACUACUUCCUGCUGACCAACUACUCGUGGAUGCUGUGCGAGGGCUUCUACCUACACACGGUGCUAGUGUCGGCGUUCGUCUCCGAGAAGAAGCUGCUCAAAUGGCUGCUGGCGCUCGGCUGGGGUUCGCCUGCCAUCUUUAUCGUCCUGUACGGGUUUCUGCGCGGAUAUGCCAGCCCUCCGCAUGACACGAUAGAAUGCUGGAUGAACGAUAGCUCCUUCAACAAGGUGUUCGUCGGACCGGUCUGCAUUUCGAUGCUGCUGAAUCUCGUGUUUUUGUUCAACAUCAUGCGAGUGUUGCUGCUGAAGCUAAAGGCUCCCGCCGGACCGCACGGAGCGGGCCCCUCGAGGACGAUUCUGCAAGCCUUUCGGGCAACGCUUCUGCUUGUGCCGCUGCUAGGUCUCCAGUACAUGCUGACACCGUUCCGUCCAGAUCAUGGACAUCCGUACGAGCGGACGUACGAAACGAUGCUCGCUUGCACCUCCUCCUUUCAGGGCUUGUUCGUGGCAGUUCUGUUCUGCUUCCUGAACGGCGAGGUGAUCGCACAAGUAAAACGCAAAUGGCGUACCGUGUUCCUGCGCACCCGCGCCAACUCCUACACCGCGACGCAAGUGUCCCCGGUCACCUUGCAGUUCGUCCGUUGCGGUCCACCGGUGCCAGGAGAGGAGAAAGUUUGA